Messenger RNA from Alosa sapidissima (American shad), 2811 nucleotides. RefSeq names its product nuclear casein kinase and cyclin-dependent kinase substrate 1b (gene nucks1b). The transcript is spliced from 9 exons. Gene Ontology annotation, biological process: interstrand cross-link repair; double-strand break repair via homologous recombination. The record is from RefSeq and is a predicted model, not a curated record. Gene Ontology annotation, cellular component: cytoplasm. NCBI's taxonomy places the organism in Eukaryota, Metazoa, Chordata, Actinopteri, Clupeiformes, Clupeidae. Bases 205 to 1137 code for a protein of 310 amino acids. Gene Ontology annotation, molecular function: double-stranded DNA binding; single-stranded DNA binding.
GAUGAAGGUGGGCAAAUUCCUCCAAUCCAACCCCUCCGUUCACACAUACGUUACCGUUCUCCAGUUUCGCCCACAAAAUUUACUGCUAGCUAGCUGCUUUGCCAAUCCUUAGCUAGCUAGCAACCGCGCGGUCGAUCGGGUAUAAAGACCUUUGGCAGCGUCACUUUGAAGUACUGGAAUAUCUGCAAGAUAUCCAAACACGAAAUGUCAAGGCCCACGAGAAACAAGAGGGUGGUUGACUACUCACAGUUCCAGGACUCUGAUGAUGCAGAUGAGUAUGCAGGAGAUGCUGAGCGGAAACGCAAGCCAGGAAUCACUGCUGACAGUGACGACUCUAAGGAUCGUAAUUUGUCAAACGACUGUGACGGUGACGAGGACAACGAGUACAAAGAAGAGGAGGACGAGGACGGAGGAGACAGCGACUACGACGCCAAAAAAGACAGGAAGGCAAAGCAAGUGACGGCCAAACGGAAACGGGCUGCAGACGACAGCGAUGAUGACCGGGGCCCAAGGAAAAAGGGACGCCAGGUACGACAGGCCGCCACCAAAGCAGUAUCGAAGCAGCGGGAGAUGAUCUUGGGAGAUGGUGGCAGUGAAGAGGAGGGUGAGAAGGAAGACGAGGAAGAGGAGGACAGUGAUGUCUACACUGGCGAGGACUCGGGGAGCGAUGAGGACUUCUGUGUGGAUGACGAUGACGAUGACAGUGACUACGGCAAGCCUCGGCGGAGAGCCUCAAAGGGAGGCAGGAGAGGCAAGCCAGAGAAGAAGACCACCCCCAAACCAAGGAUAAGGGCCUCAGCUACUCGUGGACCCAAGAAAAAGAGGGGCCGAAAACAGCCCAGGGGGAGGAGAGUCGUGAAGAAGGUUCUGCCCAAAGAGGAGGAGGAAGAUGUGGACAGCCCCAAAGAAGAGGAGGAGAAAGAGGAGCGGAAACCGGAGAAGAAGGCUCGUUUAGCCCCCAAGAAAUCUGAUGACGAGGCUGAGGACAUGAAGAAGGAGGAGGAGGAAGAUGAGGAGGAGGAGGAGGAGGAGGAAGAAGAUGUGAAGAAGAAGGAGAAAGUGAAGGAGAAAGUGAAGGAGAAGAAGGUGGAGCAGGACGAUGUUUCGGAGGAGGAUCCUCCGUCAGGUGAAGACUAGUCGUCUCCCUGAACCAGAUUCUGAAAAGGUUUUAUCUUUAUUUUUGAAAAAAAAAGCAAAAAAAAGUUCCUUUCAUGUAGGCCCCAGUGGAGUGUUCGCUCCAUGUCUGCCUGGCUUGAUGUGUGUACUGCGUUGGGUCAUUUCUUCUUGCUUGUAAAUACCAUAUCAGAUCUUUUUGAACUUGCCGGUAAGCCCCAUCCCUUUGAUCAAAAGAACAGAACCUUUGGUUUUGACAAAAACACAAACUUGCAGAACAACGGUUUCUAGAUUGUUGAAAGUUCCCAAAAAGGCGUUGCCUUUUGCAAAAUAAUGGGACUAUGCGUGCUAAUGUCUUUAAACUAAUUUUGCACCAGUUGCUUCAUCAUGACCAUUUAUGAUAAAUUGACAGCAUUUAUAGCAGUUUAUAAUACAACCCAAGAAGCAUAUUAUGCUUUAACUUUGCUUGGUAGAUAUAUGGAUACAUUUUCAGGGACUACGUUAAUGGCAGUGUAAAUUUGCUAACUUCUUUGUGAAGAUGUGUAUGCAGCUUGAAUUAAUUAUUGCUGGCUGCACUUUUUAUAUGAAAAAGAGGACAGGAGAAUCAAAGUCCUGAUGUUUCUGACAGAGCAUUGUGGCUCAUCGUCAAGCUGUUGAUGAGGAAAUGUGCAACUUUUGUGACAGCAGUUUGUUUGCAUCAGAAUCAUGUUUUUUUCCCUUUUAUAUUUGUGUAGUGCUAUUUUUCAGUAUACUUCUCUGUGAAGUGGCUUUGUUGAGAUAGCAGGCCUUGGUUUCUGAAGAGCUAUUCUGACUGUAGUCAGUGCAUAUUUGAAAAAAAAAAAUGUGUAUGAGAGCUUAGGUAUGUGUGAGCUCAUUUUACCAGUGAAGGGAACUGAGGAAUCACACCUGUAGAUGGAGUCUAUUGCUUUUCUGUUCUGAUCCAAACCCCUGUGUAUGCGUGAUCUGGAUGUAGCUAUUGAGGACUCAAACGUCUGGCUUCAUCACAGUAUUGGUCUGCAACUGUGCUUGCCAUCUACAUUCAUUGUUCAAUGAAUCCGUAUCUUUCAGUUCACCUGUAAACGAUACUAAGACUGCAGUUUGAUGUUCUGUUCCGCCUUUGUCUGUUUUGGCGGCGUGCUUUUCUAUGUGUACUAUGUGUAUUUUACUGGAGAAGAGGAUGAGGAGUGUAUUUGGGUGAGGGCCUGAGUCUGAAUGGUGCACAUAUAGAGCUUCAUGACAGCACAUUGUGUUUAUCUCUUCUCUCUUUUUGUUGUUUCUGAAAGCAUUGUAUGACCUCUGUGACCUUUGGUGUGUGUCUGGAACGUUGUGAUGCUUCUGGGUGCCUUCUUGAAGAGAUUCUGUGUGUGUCGGGGUUGGGUCUGUCUCGGCGCAGCGUUUGGGGUUCGGUCUGUCUCGGCGCUGGGUUUGGACGCAGGCCUGGGCCUGGCACUGUUGCCAGAGCAUGAACACCUUUAGCAGGCUGUCUUUUGCCUAUUUUUAUGGUUUUAAUCUUAAAACAAUUUUAAUCGCUUUUGAUCUCUCUAUUCCCCCCAUGAAACAUUCUCUAUCAUAAUUUAUCCAAAAAGUUUCUGUUUUGUUUUGUUUCUUUGUUUUUGUUUGUUUUAAUUACUCUGGUCCGAUUUUGUAAUAUUUGUUUUACAAAGAAAAGAAAUAAAAUGUACCCAGGUUUUAAAGACA